Daphnia pulex (common water flea) is the source of this 1473-nucleotide messenger RNA. RefSeq lists its product as uncharacterized. Lineage: Eukaryota; Metazoa; Arthropoda; Branchiopoda; Diplostraca; Daphniidae. The transcript has 5 exons. The record is from RefSeq and is a predicted model, not a curated record. The coding region runs from base 142 to 1131 and encodes 329 amino acids.
AUCUAUCGGUCGUGGUUGUUGCCGUUGUUGCUCUGUCAAAUCUGUUGCCAUGGUGGUUUCAGAAGAUCUUUUCCCACAAGAACUUGCCUCGUGUGGUCCUAAAAGUCAUUACUGAUUUAUUUUUUAUUUUUCCAAACAAGAAUGUCUUGCAACGACGUAGAUGAAUACACAAUGUACCUUCAGUUGUACAAAUGGUACAAACAGGAUUGUGUUGAGAUGGGAAAGGUUCCCAAAGAAUUAAUAUCGUUUCUCGGACAGUUAAAAGCAAAAGCUCGUGGCCCUGGUGACGAUAGUCAGUUGAAGGGAAACUUAACUGAAUCGCAAGAAAGUAAACCAUCUUUGGUCUCAGUCUUGGAACCUCCUUGUCCUUCACCGAUGACAACCAAAUUUGAUAAUGUUGCUGCACAUUUUACAACCAGCUCAUCCUUUGGUCAUUCAGCAUUGAAUCCAAAAUCUGCUAACAGAGCCACAAAUUGUCCAGCCUUAGAUGGCAUCAAACGAAAGCUGAGAACCAUUGAAGGGAAAAGUGUUCCUACAGUUAAGAAAAGAUGCAUAAACACAUCCACAUUUACAUUACAUGUAUUUGUGUUCCCACACUUCGGCUGGUUAGGAAGUACAGCCACUACAGGAGAAAAGGCAGACUUUUGUGACAUGUUUGUUGCUCAGAGAGUUGUAACUUUUCACCUUGAUCAUAACGAAACGAAACACAAAAACGCAAUUUUGAAUGCGUAUGGCGAUGUUUUCCUAGAGGACUUUGUGGCCCAAAGAGCUGUCAGCAAUGGAAGUAGAUUGACCUCUCCUAGAAAUUUAAGCACUGAAGAACUUCAAAAGGAAAGCGGCUUACUGUGGUGCACCUCAAUAAAACCUUUGAAGUUGGAAUCGGGUGGACAACGGUGUGCGCAUUGUUUUCAAACUUUAUCGAAUUCUGUCGACAGCUACCAACUACAUCAACUUGGUUGUCAACGUCGAAAUGAAUCCCUGGAGAUUUUCGAUGAAGAAUCAGACGAAUUCCUUCUUAAUUCAUCAUGUGCUUCUUUUCCCAUUGACUUUGUUGACCAUGAAAACGUCAUCACACAAGUGACCAUGGCUCAUAAAGUUGUGGAGCAUGCUGCAACACGAACUGCAUCUUAAGAGGAGCGUAGACUUCACUGUCUUUUGGCGGUGGAAAGAAGAUUACCACCACUGCCUUGCACACCACCAUUAACCAAGAUGUUUACAGAGAUCGUAUCUGUGGGUCACGUUCCAACCGAUCCUCCAACUCCUUCAGGUGAUUUAAAGUCCACGUUCGUCCACUCUCCCUCCUUUUUUCUAAAUUAUCUUAUCCUUUUUAAUCAAGCAUGUUUUCUCUUUAAACAACCAUCUAGUUAAAGUUAAACCCUGUUCCUAAAAUCAAGAUUACUUUCCUUGUCACAAGACUCAUACUCUGCAGAAUUUGUGCUUUAUUUCAAUAAAAUAAACAGAAACUCGAAGCGA